Molecule: messenger RNA, 1427 nt
Organism: Osmia bicornis bicornis
Lineage: Eukaryota; Metazoa; Arthropoda; Insecta; Hymenoptera; Megachilidae
Gene: Ufm1
Product: ubiquitin-fold modifier 1
Exons: 4
Coding region: 121-384 (87 amino acids)
Biological process (GO): protein K69-linked ufmylation; interstrand cross-link repair
Cellular component (GO): cytoplasm; nucleus; Fanconi anaemia nuclear complex
Source: RefSeq, a predicted model, not a curated record
ACUUAUGUAUAUAUAGAUCCUGUAUAACAGAGUGUAGAACAUAAGGUUAACUUUACUUUCAAAUUGAAUUGUUUUCACUGAAAACACACUUAUUUUGUAUUAAAACAAUACUUACUCAUUAUGACGUCUAAAGUUACUUUUAAAAUAACUCUUACUUCUGAUCCAAAACUUCCAUUUAAAGUACUCAGUGUACCAGAUAAUACACCUUUCACUGCUGUAUUAAAAUUUGCUUCUGAAGAGUUCAAAGUAUCACCAGCUACAUCUGCAAUAAUUACAGAUGAUGGAAUAGGUAUCAAUCCACAGCAAACGGCAGGCAAUGUUUUCCUUAAACAUGGUUCGGAACUCAGAUUAAUUCCUAGAGAUCGAGUUGGAUACAGUAGAUGAAAACCACGUUAUAUUUAAAAAUAUUUCACGUAUAAAUUAUUGUCUAAGGUGUUAUAAUUUUCAUUAAUAACUAUAUAGAAUAACUACUUUUUAUAUUAAAUUUGUUGCCUAUAACAGUUAAUAAAAUUAAAUGAAACAUUCCUAAAGUUUUAAGUAUGCUUUUAUAAAUAAUGUUGUUUAUAUAGUAAGGAAUAUUAUCGAUACAUUGAACUUUACACUACACAUAUACAUGUUAAUGAGUUGUAAUAAAUAUAUUAAAAAAUUGCAUUCAUGAUAAAUUAUAAAUAAAAAUUGUAAGCAUGAAUAAUUAUGGGUAAAAUUAUACAACUACACCGAAUAUGUCUUUGAUAAAAAGAUUUAUAAGUGAAAUACAUGUAAGAGGUAUAAGGGCGAUACAAAGGUAUAUUACUACAUGAUAAAGUUAUUUAGCAAUCAGUCAUAGUGCAAUAUUGAACACUAAGAAACUUCUUGUUGCAAUUGAAAUAAUUUCUAUGAUUAAAAUUUUUGAGUUACACUUAAAGUAAUUAUAAAUCUAUUGCUUUAAAUGUUUCUGAGAAGUAUUAUAAGUGAAAAUUAGUCUCCCUUCAUUUUACAGUAACUUUAUCAUUCCUUCUUCUAUUAUAUCAUAGAAUAACCAAUAACUGAGCCAUCAAUAACUUUUAAAUAUAUAAUUUCUGUAUAGUGCUAUACACACACGAAAAAAACGAGACUAAGAAAAUAUGCAACAAUGACGUUUCUCAGGUGUAGAAUAUCCGACGGAUGGUUAUUUAGACAUACAAAUGUGAUUCAUAGUGCGGACGAUUAAAUGGCAGUAAUAUUUUCUUUUUAUAGCGAAGUAUUACCUUGUUCCUCUUUGUUUCAGUUUUUACUCCUGUUGUGUAUAAAAAGUUUUGUCGUUAUUUCUGCUCUACUAGAAACCUUAUAUUUCUAAAACAUUAUAAAAAAAGCGUGACGAAUGUAGAGAAAAAUAUACAGCUUUGUCAAUGUAAAGCUUUCAAAAUGUUAAGCCCAUUGGAUACAAAAAAUUUCAUUUAUGAACAUUU